UUCGAGAGCGGGGCACGUGACGCGCUCGGGGCCAGAACGUUUGCUGGGGGUUGACGCAAGAGGCCCGCGGAGAGGUGAGUCGGGGGUCGGCACCGGAAGGGCGCGCUUCUAGGGUGCGAGUUCCUGUGGGGCGCUGCCCCUCGCCCUUCCCCUCCGUGGGGGAGCCCAAACGGAGCAUGGUGCUUGCUGCGUCAUUAGAGGGACAGUUUCCUCCCUACUUUCUCUGGCUGACUCCCCCCAGUCAGGUAGUUAGGUAAAUAGAAAGAGUCUGCCCUUGCCUGCCGCCGCCAUGUUUGCAGCGAGGUUGGUGUGCCUUCGGGCGCUCCCAUCCCGAAGUCUACGCCCAGCACUCACUCCCAUUUCACCAGCCUGGAGGAGUUCCGCUCUGAAGACGAACCUGUCUCUCUCUCAGCCUUAUCAGGGAUAUGCUACCAGAGCCAGGAUGGGUUUGCGCCGUGGAAAAACCGGUCAAGAAAUGAAGGAAGCGGCUUUUGAACCUGCCAUGGAAAAAGUCUUCAAAGUUGAUCAGAUGGGAAGAUGGCUCGUUGCCGGCGGUGCCGUUGUCGGUCUCGGGGCUCUUUGUUAUUAUGGUCUGGGUCUGUCUAGCGAAAUUGGAGCCAUCGACAAAGCUGUCCGGGCAAUCGGUGCGACCUUUGCAGCAAUGAUUGGGGCCGGCAUGUUGGUGAGGUCGAUUGAUUACGAGAGCAGCCCUGGGCCGAAGCACCUUGCUUGGAUGCUGCAUGCAGGCGUUAUGGGCGCAGUGGUGGCUCCUCUGACUCUUCUGGGCGGCCCCCUGCUCAUCCGAGCCGCUUGGUACCGGCAGAAUGCUGGACCUCAUCGGACGGUGGCCAUGUGUGCGCCAAGCGAGAAGUUUCUGAACAUGGGAGCGCCCUUGGGCGUCGGCUUUGGCCUUGUCCUCGCCUCUUCUCUUGGAUCCAUGUUCUUUCCCCCAACAUCUGUCUUUGGGGCCGGCCUGUACUCUGUCGCUGUUUACGGCGGACUGGUCCUUUUUAGCAUGUUCCUGCUCUAUGACACCCAGAAGGUUAUCAAGCGUGCAGAGACUCAACCACUGUAUGGUGUUCAGAAGUAUGAUCCCAUAAACUCGUGCAUGGGCAUUUACAUGGACACCCUCAACAUCUUUAUCAGAGUGGCUGCCAUUCUUGGCGGCGGCGGCAGCAGGAGGAAGUAAAUAGCAACUUGACCGGUCAUCCGAUGCUUUGGUGUAUCUGCUUAGUGCAUAGUAGCGAAUAAAAGUAUCGUCGUGUACAAGCAGCAGUCUUGGAGAAGUCGGAUCUUCCCAUCACUUCAGUACGAUCACUCAGACAUUUCCGAUAUAAUGUGACUUGACUCUUGGUUUCCUGUUUCAACUUAAAUAAAUAAAAAGUGGCAACUGGG
Sphaerodactylus townsendi is the source of this 1395-nucleotide messenger RNA. RefSeq names its product growth hormone inducible transmembrane protein (gene GHITM). The record is from RefSeq and is a predicted model, not a curated record. Gene Ontology annotation, cellular component: mitochondrial inner membrane. Lineage: Eukaryota; Metazoa; Chordata; Lepidosauria; Squamata; Sphaerodactylidae.